Molecule: messenger RNA, 841 nt
Organism: Drosophila kikkawai
Lineage: Eukaryota; Metazoa; Arthropoda; Insecta; Diptera; Drosophilidae
Source: RefSeq, a predicted model, not a curated record
UUUGAAUAUUAUGACAGCCCUGGUCUAAGUUGGCCUCCUCUUUUCCGUUGUCGGCUUGUUAACGACGUUGGCAGAACCUUUUUUGGAAAAAGUUGUUGAAAUUCUGCAUUCGUUUUAACAAAAAACACUUGCACAAUGAUUCGAGCAGCAUUGUUGGCCAAAAACCAUUUGAAACGCAACCCCUUUGUGUCAGGAUGCCCGGUCCACUUCUGGGCUGGCUCUUCCACUUUAAAGGUGCGUAAUGGCAACAAGUCGGUGAUAGUGCUCAAUGCCUAUCGCGUAUACUCUGCGGGAGGAAUAGAUGAUAGCAAGCCGACCAAUUUCAUGUCUGCCGGGCCGAUUGGUAUCAAGGAUCAGGGUCAUACACAGAAGGCUGCCACCACCACCACGGAGGUGAGUGCUCCUCCCACUUUUAUGGGCAAGCUGGAAAAUAUUCAGCCCCUGGAGACCUGCGUGAACUUCAAGGGAAAGAGCAACGAGGCCGCUGACCCAGAGGAACAGAAAAAACCCACCGAUAAUCGAAAGAAGGCCAAGGAGGCCCAAGAGGCGGCUGCCAAGAAGCUGCAGGAUAUCGUGGCCAAUUUGCCCAGCAAGCAGCAGACGGAGAAGUACUUUUUCCGCGUGGUUGCCUUCUCCUAUGACCUGAUCUACCUAACUGGCACCUGGGUGCUGCACUUCAUCGAUCAGAAUAUCGUUCAGAACGACAAGGUGCAGCAUUAUUGGAAGCGGUUCCACGAGAAAAUGGAGCAGGCCAAGAAGGAUUAACUCGCAGCAGAGUGUAUUUAAUGUUUGAACGCAUGCAAAACGUAAACAGAAUAAAAAGAAAACAUGCUGACAACUA